Molecule: messenger RNA, 2791 nt
Organism: Phascolarctos cinereus (koala)
Lineage: Eukaryota; Metazoa; Chordata; Mammalia; Diprotodontia; Phascolarctidae
Source: RefSeq, a predicted model, not a curated record
AUGAAGCGUCCUUUAAGUCCUGACUACAUCUUCGAAGAUGGAAUUAUGAAUAUGUCUACCUUUCUACGAGGUUUUGAAGACAAAGGACCAAAGCAUGAACGACCUGAUUCUCAAUUGAGUAAAGAAAAAAAGAAAAUUCUCUUUUCCUUCUGUGAUGUGUGCAAUAUUCAGCUGAACUCUGCAGCUCAGGCUCAGGUCCAUUACAAUGGGAAAUCACACCUGAAGAGGGUGAAGCAACUGAAUGAUGGGAAGAUCCCUGCACAUUCUUCCAGCCCUGGGUCACUGUUGGUCGGCACAAGUACAGGUAGUACAUGCCACAGUACCACACUUCCUGCACUUGUGCGCACACCUACCCUGAUGAUGCAGCCUUCCCUGGAUAUCAAACCAUUCAUGUCUUUUCCAGUGGAUAGUAGUUCUGCUGUUGGCCUCUUUCCAAAUUUUAACACAAAAAGAAGAGACUUGUUUGGGACCAAUAAAUUCUAUCAGAUGGAUCCUGUGCAGAAGGCAGUCAUAAACCACACAUUUGGAGUGUCCAUUCCCCCAAAGAAGAAACAAGUGAUUUCUUGUAACGUCUGUCAGCUUCGUUUUAACUCUGACAGCCAGGCCGAGGCCCACUACAAAGGAAGUAAGCAUGCCAAGAAGGUCAAAGCGCUUGAGGCAUCGAAAAAUAAACAAAAAGCUGGUUCUUCCAAGGACAGCGCAAAGGCUAAUCCCAGCUGCUCCAUCCCGCCAGUCACAGGCAACAGCUCUGACAAAUCAGUAGAAGAUAAAGGGAAGUUGAAAGCCAAUAGUUCCAUUCAACCUUCAAGCGCUGAUGGAGGUUUAUUUCUACCCAAACCUGGAGCUACCACCCCUUUGCCCCCGGGAGCCGUGACCUCGUCCUCCAAGAGCACAAAUGGAGCUCCCAGUGCCGUUUCUGAAUCAGAAGAGGAAAAAGCCAAAAAAUUACUUUACUGUUCUCUAUGCAAAGUGGCUGUGAACUCUCUGUCACAGCUAGAGGCCCAUAACACAGGAUCCAAACACAAGACAAUGGUCGAAGCUCGCAAUGGGGCUGGUCCAAUUAAGUCCUAUCCAAGACCUGGAUCCAGGUUAAAGAUUCAGAAUGGCAACAAGGGUUCAGGAUUGCAGAACAAAACGUUUCAUUGUGAAAUCUGUGAUGUUCAUGUGAAUUCGGAAAUUCAACUUAAGCAGCACAUUUCUAGCAGAAGGCACAAGGACAGAGUAGCAGGGAAGCCCAUGAAACCGAAAUAUAGUCCUUACAACAAACUCCAGCGAAGCCCAAGUAUUCUAGCCGCAAAACUUGCAUUCCAGAAAGAUAUGAUUAAGCCCCUGGCACCGGCUUUCCUCUCCUCUCCUCUGGCCGCUGCGGCAGCUGUCUCAUCUGCCCUGUCCUUGCCUCCUCGGCCAUCCACGUCACUAUUCCAGGCUCCCGCCAUACCACCAGCUCUCCUGAGGACAGGCCAUGGGCCCAUCCGAGCCACUCCUGCAUCGAUUCUUUUUGCUCCAUAUUAAUCCUCAAAAAUGAUAAGGUUGUUAUGGCCAGUAGGAAAGUUAAGAAAAGUUAAGAAAAGAAGCAAAAAAAAAGGCAGGGGGGUUGGGAGGGUUGGAUAAUUUGAAAGACUUCCCUCAGAAUACAGUAAAACUUGCACCCUCCACUCCCCCUCAUCCCCAGAUGCACUCAAGGAUCAGGUACUGUCAUUUAGGAGUCUGUACCUCUUAAGGUCUGGUCCAGCUCUCCUCCUCCCUUCCAACCCUGUUUAAAUUCUAUGUCCUGAGACAUUUGGUUUCCUGAAAAUGAGUUGGUCAGAAAAGUUCCAUCAUCCAAAUUCUCUGAUUAUAUUUCCAUGGGUGUGAGCUAACUGGAAAACAAUAUGGAUUAUUUUCCUGACAGACUUGAAAACUAGGGUCUUCCUUUUGCUUCUGUAAAUAAAUCUUUGGAAUCCAACUGGGCAUAGUCAUGUGGGGAAAAAAAAUAGAUUAAUAAAAGUGCUUAAUUGUGGAUAACAUACAUCCUAUGAAUGGAUUACCAAUGUUUUCUUUCCCGUGUACUGUUGUUGACAGGGAUCGUGUACCGUUUUAGACCUAAGUCUUGUUGUACCUUGUGUAGUACUAGACCUGUAUCUCCUGUCUGAAUUCAACAUUUUAGUUGCUGUGUAAAUGUUAGGAAGCGACGCAGCUUUGAGGUAUUUUUUUUUAUUUUUUUAAAAGAAAAACAAGAUAAUGAAGUAUUUUAUUUCAUGUUUUAUUUAGAAAUAUUUUUAAGAAAUAGAAAGCCAUAUACUAUAGUUAUGAUUAUUACCUGUUUGUUAUUUGUUUAACUUAUUUUGACGCUUCCUCACUAGUUUAAGUUGCUAAGCAAUGUACAAACAACAACAAAAAAAUACCUGAGCUUCCUAAAUGCACAUUAUCUCAGCUCAUGUGUGUUCUGCAAGAAGACAAUGAACCAUGUAUUUAUACAUAAAUAAUUUCUCCUCCAUUUCUAACCUAUUUUCAUUUGUAAUGAUGCUACAUAAUUUUGUGGCUCCCUAAUGCAAUAAUGUACAGAAUAUAAAAUAUUUAUAAUUAAACAACUAGUCUUUUCUGUUGAUGGAAUAUAUUGUAGGUUCUGCCUCCCUGUCCCUCUUUUUUUUAAGUUGAUAUCAGUAUGAGUGAACUACUUGUGAUAUCAGGGGUGACAGGUAUAAUAAAAGCAACAAAAUAGAAUUAAAUCUUUUAGAACAUCUGUAUCUGCAAUCUGUAAAUGGUAAAAUGUCUGUGUAUUUUUUUAAAUGUACCUUUGCAAUAAAAGAGU